Penicillium longicatenatum is the source of this 1203-nucleotide messenger RNA. RefSeq lists its product as uncharacterized. The transcript is spliced from 2 exons. Bases 1 to 1203 code for a protein of 400 amino acids. Lineage: Eukaryota; Fungi; Ascomycota; Eurotiomycetes; Eurotiales; Aspergillaceae. The record is from RefSeq and is a predicted model, not a curated record.
AUGGAACAUUUAUUUUCUGCUUUCGUCCGCGUUAUCCGGGAUCUGGAUGAUGCUGAUAGCUUGCUUGCAACCUUUCAAGAAUUUGAAAACAACCCCUCUGCGCUCAGUGCAGAGGAUCGCAUGCGGCUUCUCGGCUUUCCUGACCUUAUAACCCAAGUCGCAAAUAUUGCUGCCAUAGUUCCAACAACCUCGAAUAAGCAAGAUUUCCUGAAAAAGGCUGCCGAGUCACCGAGAGACCUAACAUCCUCUGAGAUUGAUUUGUUACAGAGUCGCUAUUGGGGAAAGCUUACCUUCAACGAAAAAGACGCAUUCGAAGAUGCUCUGUAUAAGUCGACUGAUAUCUCCUAUGAGCAUCGCACGGAAACCUUGCAGCGCCUGCGGGAUUUCCAAAGCCAUCUCUACGAACAAUAUGAAGCCAAGGCAAUCGCAAAUGCGUUAGAUGAGGACGACCGACGACUUCGAGAAAUGGACGAAGCUGAGAAGCGAGAGGAAAUAGAGAUAAUGUUGCAACAUGGGCAGCCCUGGCUACGUCAGCUAUGGCUAGAAGAUGAGGGCAAAAAAGCCGUGGGGUUAUGCAAUAUUUGUGAACCUUUAUUGGAAGUCAGAGAAUCCCGACUUGCGAUCGCCUGCUGUCUCACAAUUCAAUCGAGAUACACCGUCGAGUUUUUAGAUUGGCCUUCCUCGACGCCCACUAGAGACGAAAGCUUUCUUGUGACCCUCGGCGAAUUGCGGAAGCAGUUCAAUCAUCUGCGAUCGUUUCCCCCCAAAAAAGAGAUUUCGUACCUCAUGAACGAUUUGGCGGGAGUAAGCAUUACCUCUAUGCCCGAGGGGUUCACAGUGGGAAUUCUGCGGAAUGUCUUUCUGUACAUAGAUGGCAACUCUGCAGCCUCUGUUUUGGAAAACCGUUUAGCAGAUGACUUUUGGAUUGGGGCCGUCGACCCAGACUACAUGACAGAUACCGAAGAUCAAAACUCUAGUGGGUACCAAGGCUACCUGCGCGUUCGUCUCCAACAGCUUAUUCAUAACCUUUACGUCACCCGACGUUGGCAUGCUGAUGAGGUCUCCUUAGAGGAUUUGUGGAUGGCGGCGCAGAAGGAUCCUCACAAUGGCUCUUUUGUUUCAAUGAAAGACGAGGAAAUAUUUGCUCGGGGCUCAACUUGGGAAGUUGCAACUGCCCUUCGAUCAAGAAACACGACGCAGUGA